Molecule: messenger RNA, 2068 nt
Organism: Oryza sativa Japonica Group (Japanese rice)
Lineage: Eukaryota; Viridiplantae; Streptophyta; Magnoliopsida; Poales; Poaceae
Product: protein DETOXIFICATION 40
Biological process (GO): xenobiotic detoxification by transmembrane export across the plasma membrane
Cellular component (GO): membrane
Molecular function (GO): xenobiotic transmembrane transporter activity; antiporter activity
Source: RefSeq, a predicted model, not a curated record
GGCGAGCGAGUUGAGCCGCUAGUCAACUUGUAUUUUAUCUCUCGUGGCCGCGCAACGCUAGUGUAUACUGUAUAUAGCCCCCACACACAGCAACGAUCUCUCUGCCUCUCCUCCUCUCUCGCUCUGCAGCCACCCUCACGCACAGAGCCGACACGCAUACGACACACAUGGGAAGCUCCGUCAAGGACGCCGGCGGCGGCAAGGAGGAGCAGCAGCAGCAGCUGGAGAGCCCGCUGCUGGAGGCGGCGGUGUCGUCGGGCGGCGGCGAUGGCGGGGGAGGGCACGGGGUGAGCGGGGAGCUGGAGAGCAUCCUGGGCGACGAGACGGUGCCGUGGGCGCGGCGGAUGUGGGCGGCGACGGGGGUGGAGAUGCGGCUGAUGCUGCGGUUGGCGGCGCCGGCCGUGCUGGUGUACAUGAUCAACUACCUCAUGUCCAUGUCCACGCAGAUCUUCUCCGGCCACCUCGGCACGCUCGAGCUCGCCGCCGCCUCCCUCGGCAACACCGGCAUCCAGGUCUUCGCCUACGGCCUCAUGCUGGGGAUGGGGAGCGCGGUGGAGACGCUGUGCGGGCAGGCGUACGGCGCGCACAAGUACGACAUGCUCGGCGUCUAUCUGCAGCGAUCCACCGUGCUGCUGAUGGCCACCGGCGUCCCGCUCGCCGUCAUCUACGCCUUCUCCCGCCCCAUCCUUGUCCUCCUCGGCGAGUCCCCGGAGAUCGCCAGCGCCGCCGCCGUCUUCGUCUACGGCCUCGUCCCGCAGAUCUUCGCCUACGCCGCCAACUUCCCCAUCCAGAAGUUCAUGCAGGCGCAGAGCAUCAUGGCACCCAGCGCCUACAUCUCCGCCGCCACGCUCGCCUUCCACCUCGUCCUCAGCUACCUCGUCGUCUACCAGUUCGGUCUUGGCCUUCUUGGCGCCUCGCUAAUGCUCAGCAUCAGCUGGUGGGUCAUCGUCGUCGCGCAGUUCAUCUACAUCGUCACCAGCCGCCGGUGCAGGCUCACUUGGACCGGCUUCUCCAUGCUGGCCUUCUCCGGCUUGCCCGACUUCUUCAAGCUGUCCCUCGCCUCCGCCGUCAUGCUCUGCCUCGAGACCUGGUACUUCCAGAUCCUCGUCCUCAUCGCCGGCCUCCUCAAGGACCCUGAGAUGGCACUUGCCUCGCUCUCUGUCUGCAUGACAAUUUCUGGAUGGGUGUUCAUGAUCUCAGUCGGAUUCAACGCAGCAGCCAGCGUGAGGGUGAGCAAUGAGCUCGGUGCUGGGAACCCCAAGUCGGCGGCAUUCUCGGUGGUGGUGGUGACGGUGCUGUCGUUCUUUCUGUCGGUGGUAAUCUCGCUUGUCAUCCUGCUGUGCCGGGACUACAUCAGCUACAUCUUCACCGACGGCGAGGACGUGGCGACGGCGGUGUCCAAGCUCACGCCGCUGCUGGCGCUCACCCUCAUCCUCAACGGCAUCCAGCCCGUCCUGUCAGGUGUGGCCGUGGGCUGCGGAUGGCAAGCGUUCGUGGCCUACGUCAACGUAGGCUGCUACUACAUCGUCGGUAUCCCCCUCGGCUGCCUCCUCGGCUUCUACUUCGACCUCGGCGCUGCGGGUAUUUGGAGCGGUAUGAUAGGAGGUACACUGAUGCAGACCUUGAUCCUUAUGUGGGUCACCUUCAGGACCAACUGGAACAGAGAGGUGGAAGAAGCCAUGAAAAGGUUGAACAAGUGGGAAGAUAAGACACCUCUGUUGUCAGAAUAAGAACAAAACAAAAGAAAAGGCUAUUGUGGUUAUUACACUGAGAGCCUACAUGCCUAGAAGAAAUGGGAUUAUGUGGGAAGUUCAUAAAAGGAGAUUUUUCAUCGUGGAAUUCAUCAUUGAGCCACAAUGCUCUGUUACUUCUCGUUUCUACUAGCGUACUAGUAUUAUUUCGUUUUUGAUGAUCCUGUUUUACAGUUAUGAUGAUGGAGAUAAUUUGAUCAUUUAUUGAACUACACGUGAAUUAUUGGUUAUUUCUCAUAAGCUUAAAUUUUUGGGGGUGAAUGGACUGGCUUAUACAAAUCUUUAAGUCAUUUUGACAUUUCUCUUUUUAUGAUGAA